AUGGUAUUUAAAAUUGGCAAUCAAUCACGGUUAAUUGAUCGAAUAAGCACGCCACAUAGGCAUGAUAACCUGUCCGAAACCAAUAAGGAAUCUGAAAGCAGCGAUAAAAAGAAUUGGAAACAACUAGUAAAAGUCAAGAGCCCAAAUGCUAAUAAAUUGUUCUCCCUGCGAGAAUCUCCUAAACCAAGAAAGGAAUCGUUACCGAUCAAAAGGCAGGACAUUUCCCCCAAGAGUCAAUACAGUACACCUACCUCGAGUCCAGGACUGGCUUAUCGGAGUCCAAAAAAGAUAAUGAACCCCCGCAAUACGUAUUCGCGAUCAUUUGAUGACUACACAAAACCAGGAUUGGACUUUUCUUUUGAAGCAAUAUUGGCAGAUAAUAGACCAUCAUUAACUUCUCUUUUACAAGACGAAUCGGAAGAAAUACCACAAGCGUCGCCCGCAAAAAAUCCAGUUGUUGAAGUAAGGAGAGGGAAAUGCUUUAUAUGUCAUGAAUUACUUGCAAGGAUAUUAGCUUCUGAGAGAGUCAUAACUUUAGCUUGCGGAGAUUCAGUUCAUAGUGAAUGUUUUAAAGCCUUACUUGCAAGUGAGAUUCACGACCUCCACAGUAUUCCAUCGUCUCCUAAGAAAAGAAAUGUCAUUGAAUUCCUGAAAAUAUGCAAGGGUGAGUCUUGCGCUUCUAAAAAAGUUGAAAGCAAGAUCGCUAUUGAUUUCGAUAAAUGGAACUUAGUGUGUUCAGACUUAAGCUCACCAAAAUUUUCAUCACAGAAGGAAAUGAACUGGAAGAGACAGAGUAGCGUCGUUAGCGCAUUAAAAUCGUCACUCUUGGAAGAUAAAGACUAUCAUGCUACUUUUAGUCCCUCAAAAUCACCACCUGACACAGGAAACAGUAGCAUUACCUUCAAUGUCCUAAAAUCAACCCUUGUGCUGCCGAGUGCAUCAUUUUUGAAGAAAGAAGAGAAGCCGCUUCCAGCAUCUCCCGAAGACAACGAUGAUUUCGAACCAAUUCAUACCAACAAUUUUUCCAAGUUCCCGAUUCCUAGAAAUAAUAGUAGAAGAAGCUUACAAAGAGGCAGAAGCAGUGGAACUAUGGAAGGAAGGUCGAGGUCCACUUCACCGGUCCCUUCGAUAGCUACCCUGAAUACAGUGUCUUACAAAUAUGACCCAAAAGAAGCUGAAAGAAUCAAGAAUGAGUUGAUGAAUAUAUUAUUAGAGAAAUGCAGUGGAAUACAAUUUUCGAAACUUCCACAGCUUGGAGAACUCAGAAUAGCUGACGAAUUGUCAGUUUGUUCCCACUCAAACGGUUCUUUCACUUCCAGAUAUUGCUACUUGUUUGAAAACUAUAUGCUAAUAUGGGAUAUUCGAGACAUCCAUGAUCCAGUUUUUAUUCCAAUCCAAAAAGCCAAAAUCUCUUCCAAAGAGUCUGUAUUACACAUUUCGCAGACAAAUAACAAUAACCCAAUUACAAUUCUGUUAAAAUCAAACUCGAGUUAUAUAAUUGAAAAAUGGGUGGCAGCCAUCUCUGACUUCAGUAUUGCCAUCCCAGACGAGGUCAUAACAUCCACAAUAAACGUUAGGAGACGUCCAAGUAGAGUCUCCACAAUUCCUUCUGAGAAUGAAUCUGAAAGAGAUUAUAUAAUCCAAGAACCCAAAAGCCAGGACAGGGAAAUAAAUGCCCGAAACCGCUGUUCUUCCUACUAUGAUUCAGAUUCAGAUCGUGAGUUGAUAAAUACAGCCUUAGCAACAAGAGAUGUGUCACAGGACUCGGGUGAUGUAAAUGGAAUUGAAAAUCGCAUCUCUCAAGGUGAUGGAAGCUUGUUCAAUACAAAACCUUUAUUAGAAGAUUGGAGCGAGUUAAUUGUCCAAUUAGACGACGUUCUUAAGAACGAGACAUUCGUUUAA
Hemisphaericaspora subhashii is the source of this 1902-nucleotide messenger RNA. RefSeq names its product Cst5p (gene CST5). The transcript has a single exon. Bases 1 to 1902 code for a protein of 633 amino acids. NCBI's taxonomy places the organism in Eukaryota, Fungi, Ascomycota, Pichiomycetes, Serinales, Debaryomycetaceae. The record is from RefSeq and is a predicted model, not a curated record.